GGAAUCAUGAAUAAGUCAGAGAGAGCUACAGUGGCACAUUUUAUCCUAUUGGGCUUUCCUGGUCCCUGGAAAAUGCAGAUCACCCUUUUCUCAGUGAUUUUCUUGGUCUACAUGUUGACUCUGAGUGGGAACCUGGCCAUCAUUUGUGCGGUGUGGUGGGACCACCGACUCCAUACUCCUAUGUACAUACUCCUAGCCAACUUCUCCUUCCUGGAAAUCUGGUAUGUGACUUGUACAGUACCCAACAUGCUGGCCAACUUUCUUUGGGAAACUAAGACCAUAUCCUUCUCUGGCUGCUUCACUCAGUUCUACUUCUUCUUUUCCCUGGGCACAACUGAAUGCUUCUUCCUCUGCAUCAUGGCUUAUGAUCGGUAUCUGGCCAUCUGCCGCCCACUGCACUAUCCCUCCAUCAUGACUGGCCAGCUCUGUGGUAUUUUGGUGUCACUUUGUUGGUUCAUUGGUUUCCUUGCAUAUUCUAUUCCCAUUUUCUUCAUUUCUCAACUUCCUUUCUGUGGUGCCAACAUCAUUGAUCACUUUCUGUGUGAUGUGGAACCGCUGAUGGCAUUGUCCUGUGAUCCAACACCCAUUGUAGGCCAUGUAUUUCAUUCUAUGAGUUGUUUCAUCAUCAUUCUCACCAUUUUAUAUAUCCUUGGAUCCUACACCCUGGUGCUCAGAGCUGUGCUGCAGGUUCCCUCUUCAGCUGGACGACAAAAGGCCUUCUCUACCUGUGGAUCUCACUUGGUCGUGGUGUCUCUGUUCUAUGGAACUAUAAUGGUGAUGUAUGUGAGUCCCACAUCUGACAACUCAUUUGCCAUUCAUAAGAUCAUCACACUGAUAUACUCUGUGGGGACACCAGUCUUAAACCCUUUCAUCUACAGCCUACGGAACAAGGACAUGAAAUGUGCCCUCCAUCAUGUCAUCUGUGGUAUGAGAAUUAUCCACAGCUCAUGA
Ictidomys tridecemlineatus (thirteen-lined ground squirrel) is the source of this 951-nucleotide messenger RNA. RefSeq names its product olfactory receptor 11H7. NCBI's taxonomy places the organism in Eukaryota, Metazoa, Chordata, Mammalia, Rodentia, Sciuridae. Gene Ontology annotation, cellular component: membrane. Gene Ontology annotation, biological process: G protein-coupled receptor signaling pathway. Gene Ontology annotation, molecular function: olfactory receptor activity; G protein-coupled receptor activity. The record is from RefSeq and is a predicted model, not a curated record.